AUGCCAGCUACAUAUCUGAACUGCUGUCUUCUUCCUCCUCAGUUUAGUUCAGUGGGGUGUGGCCAGAGUAAAUCUUACAUAACAAUGGCCCUGUCUCUGAAUAAAUUGAUGGGGAAUGCUGACAUCUAUCUGUGCGUGAAUGAUAGGGGGAAGGUUACCAUUAGUGCUGCAUAUGUCUCUGGACGAACACACCCUGAGCUGGCAACAGAGGAGGGUCUGUGGGGUCAGGCCUGGAGGCUUGCCGAUGGAGUCAUCCAAUGUCGUUUCCAUAGAAAAAUCCUCCUACCUAACAAGUUUAACUUCAAUCAGAGCUACUUCCUGUUUCUGGCGCAUGGUAGAUCUAACCAAGGUUUAAUCCACAGACAUGAUUGUCAGCCUAUCAUCUCCACCAAUCAGAAGGUAAUUACUGGACAUCCAAAAGAUCUAAGUGGCUCCAGCUCUCCCCUGCAGAUCAAGUUCCAUGGUGUGCUAAUGAUGACUGUCUGGAUGUGGACAGUAAGCACAGCCAUCUUCAUUGCUUGCCACUACAAACACUUUUGACCUGACCUAACUCUGCUAGGACAAAGACUCUGGUUUCAGCUCCAUCGAACCAUGGUGGUCUUGGCUGUGGUUCUAACUAGUGCUGCCUUCACCCUGCCUUUCAUAUAUGGGAAAGGAUGGAGCAAGGUUGCAGGCUCUCACCCUUACAUAGGCUGCACCAUCAUGGCUCUGUCUGUCAUCCAUCCAGAUAUGGCAAUUCUCAGACCAGUCCCGGAGUCCCCCAGGAACAUCUUCAGCUGGCUACAAUUUGGAGCAGGCACGGCUAGCCAGAUACUUGCUACGGCAGGUGUCUUCCUGGGUGCUACUCAGUAGGCGCUGCUGUUACCCAGUCCCUGGUCUCCUGCAGUGCUGACUGAAUGGCUAUGGACUGUGAUCAUGCUGGCAGACCUGCUGCUACUAAUCCACCCCUGCAGACUCAUAAGAAACAGCAACAGUGAUAACACAGAGAAUAUCUUGUUUGCUCAGUUUGAAAGGUGGCAGCACGGAGAGAUUUCCAAAGUCAAGAAGAUGGUGUUAAUGGUGUUCCUAAUAGGAAAUACAGGGUUCCUGUCGUUUAUAAAAGCUAUUGCAAGUUUAUAA
Molecule: messenger RNA, 1119 nt
Organism: Xiphias gladius (swordfish)
Lineage: Eukaryota; Metazoa; Chordata; Actinopteri; Istiophoriformes; Xiphiidae
Gene: frrs1b
Product: ferric-chelate reductase 1b
Molecular function (GO): oxidoreductase activity, acting on metal ions
Source: RefSeq, a predicted model, not a curated record